AUGCAGCUAAGACUAUCAAUUAUCUCACGAUUCAGCUCCCCUCUCACUCUUUUUCCAUAUCUUCUCAUUCUGUCCCUUAUCCCAUCAUAUGCAGCUAAGACUAUCAAUUAUCUCAAUCAGCUCCCCUCCACUCUUUUUCCAUAUCUUCUCAUUCUGUCCCUUAUCCCAUCAUAUCUAAGACUAUCAAUUAUCUCACCCCUCUCAUUCUUUUUCCAUACUUCUUUUUCCAUAUCUUCUCAUUCUGUCACGAUUCAGCUCCCCUCUCACUCUUUUUUCCAUAUCUUCAUUCUGUCCCUUAUCCCAUCAUAUGCAGCUAAGACUAUCAAUUAUCUCACUCUUUCCAUAUCUUCUCAUUCUGUCCCUUAUUCAUAUGCUCCCCUCUCACUCUUUUUUCAUAUCUUCUCAUUCUGUCCCUUAUCCCAUCAUAUGCAGCUAAACUAUCAAUUAUCUCACGAUUCAGCUCCCCCUCUCACUCUUUUUCCAUAUCUUCUCAUUCUGUCCCUUAUCCCAUCAUAUGUAGCUAAGACUAUCAAUUAUCCCUUCAUCUCUCAUUCUUUUUCCAUAUCUCUCAUUCUGUCCCUUAUCCCAUCAUAUGCAGCUUUUCUCUCUGAUUCUGCUCCCCUCUUCUUUUCAUUCUGUUCCCUUAUCCCAUCAUAUGCAGCUAAGACUAUUCAAUAUAUCCCAUCAUAUGCAGCUAAGACUAUCAAUUAUCUCUCCCUCUCACUCUUUUUCCAUAUCUUCUCAUUCUGUCCCUUAUCCCAUCAUAUGCAGCUAAGACUAUCAAUUAUCUCUCGAUUCAGCUCCCCAUCUCACUCUUUUCCAUAUCUUCUUAUUCUGUCCCUUAUCCCAUCAUAUGCAGCUAAGACUAUCAAUUAUCUCUCUCCUCCCUCUCACUUCUCAUUCUACUAUCCCUUUAUCUCACGAUUCUCCUUCCCCCCUCUCACUCUUUUCCAUAUCUUCUCAUUCUGUCCCUUAUCCCAUCAUAUGCAGCUAAGACUAUCAAUUAUCUAUUCUGCUCCCCUCUCACUCUUUUUCCAUAUCUUCUCAUUCUGUCCCUAUCCCAUCAUAUGCAGCCUAUCCUAUCUCAUUUCCUCCUCUUUUCUCGUACCUCUCACUCCCCUUUUUUUUCCAUAUCUUCUCAUUCUGUCCCUUAUCCCAUCAUAUGUAGCUAAGACUAUCCCUUAUCUCACGAUUCACCUCCCUCUCACUCUUUUCUUCCAUAUCUUCUCAUUCUGUCCCUUAUCCCAUCAUAUGCAGCUAAGACUAUCAAUUAUCUCACGAUUCAGCUCCCCUCUCACUAUCUUUUUCUGUCCAUAUCGUCUCAUUCUGUCCCUUAUCCCAUCAUAUGCAGCUAAGACUAUCAAUUAUCUCACGAUUCUCUCACUCUUUUUCCAUAUCUUCUCAUUCUGUCCCUUUAUCCCAUCAUAUGCAGCUAAGACUUUUAUCCAUAUCUUCUCAUUCUUCUGUCCCUUAUCCCAUCAUAUGCAGCUAAGACUAUCAAUUAUCUCACGAUUCUGCUCCCCAUAUCUCUCAUUCUGUCCCUUUCCCAUCCAGCUAUAUCUUCUCAUUCUGUCCCCCUCUAUCCCAUCAUAUUCUCUCCCCUCUCACUCUUUUUUCCAUAUCUUCUCAUUCUGUCCCUUAUCCCAUCAUAUGCAGCUAAGACUAUCAAUUAUCUCACGAUUCUGCCCUCCCCCUCAGCAAGACUUUUUUCCAUAUCUUCUCAUUCUGUCCCUUAUCCCAUCAUAUGUAGCUAAGACUAUCCCUUAUCUCACGAUUCUCCUUCCUCUCACUCUUUUCUCGUAUCUUCUCAUUCUGUCCCUUAUCCCAUCAUAUGCAGCUAAGACUAUCAAUUAUCUCACGAUUCUGCUCCCCCUCUCACUCUUUUUCCAGAUCUUCUCAUUCUGUCCCUUUAUCCCAUCAUAUGUAGCUAAGACUAUCCCUUUAUCUCACGAUUCACCUCCCUCUCACUCUUUUCUCAUAUCUUCUCAUUCUCUAAGACUAUCCCUUAUCUCACGAUUCUCCUUCCCUCUCACUCUUUUUCCAUAUCUUCUCAUUCUGUCCCUUAUCCCAUCAUAUGCAGCUAAGACUAUCAAUUAUCUCUCGAUUCAGCUCCCCUCUCACUAUUUUCCAUAUCUUCUCAUUCUGUCCCUUAUCCCAUCAUAUGCAGCUAAGACUAUCAAUUAUCUCACGAUUCUGCUCCCCCUCUCACUCUUUUUCCAUAUCUUCUCAUUCUGUCCCUUUAUCCCAUCAUAUACUAUCAAUUAUCUCACGAUUCUGCUCCCCCUCUCACUCUUUUUCCAUAUCUUCUCAUUCUGUCCCUUAUCCCAUCAUAUGCAGCUAAGACUAUCAAUUAUCUCAAUGUAUUCUGCUCCCCUCUCACUUUUUUCCAUAUCUUCUCAUUCUGUCCCUUAUCCCAUCAUAUCUCCCCUCUCAUUCUUUUUUCCAUAUCUUCUCAUUCUGUCCCUUAUCCCAUCAUAUGCAGCUAAGACUAUCCAUUAUCUCACGAUUCUGCUCCCCCUCUCACUUUUUCCAUAUCUUCUCAUUCUGUCCCUUAUCCCAUCAUAUGUAGCUAAGACUAUCCCACGAUUAUCUCACGAUUCUCCUUUCCCUCUCACUCUUUCUCCUAAGACUAUCAAUUAUCUCACGAUUCUGCUCCCCCUCUCACUCUUUUUCCAUAUCUUCUCAUUCUGUCCCUUUAUCCCAUCAUAUGUAGCUGCUAAGACUAUCCCUUUAUCUCACGAUUCACCUCCCCUCUCCCUCUUUUUUCCAUAUCUUCUCAUUCUGUCCCUUAUCCCAUCAUAUGCAGCUAAGACUCCCUUCAAUUAUCUCACGUCCCUUAUUCAGCUCCCCACGAUCUCACUCUUUUUUUUCAUAUCUUCUCAUUCUGUCCCUUAUCCCAUCAUAUGCAGCUAA
Molecule: messenger RNA, 2913 nt
Organism: Acanthosepion pharaonis
Lineage: Eukaryota; Metazoa; Mollusca; Cephalopoda; Sepiida; Sepiidae
Source: the annotation of a GenBank genome assembly